UGUGUGACUGACUGAACAGUCUGGCCCCACCAGGCUGGCUUGUGGUUCAGUCUUCAGAUUUCUUUGUGGGGGUGGCAUCUACAUUUGCAGCCCACCAUUAUCAUCAUGAUAUUCUGGAUACUCGCUGCUCUCAGCUUCAUUCAAGCUGCUGAAGUAACAGAAAACAAGAUUUUAGUGGAACAGCCGCCUCGAAUCAUGGCAGCUAAUGAAAAUGCUACCUUGGCUUGCAAAUAUGCCUAUAAUGGAACUGGGAACGAAUUCAGAGCAUCACUGAAUAAAGGAACAGACAGAGCAGUUGAAGUCUGCUCUGUUUCCUGGAAUGGUUCCGUCCACAACCGUCAUUCAAAUAAAGAUUUCGACUGCUUUGUUGCAGUUGAUAGCCACAAAAAGGAAGUGAAUUUCAGUCUUUGGAAGCUGAAUACUGACCAAACAGAUAUUUACUUCUGCAAAAUUGAGGUCAUGUUUCCACCUCCUUACAUCUCCAAUGACAAGAGCAAUGGGACUGUCAUUCAUGUGAAAGAGAAGUUCUCCCAAUUAUCAGUAUUUCAAUCUGCAACACCCUUUUGGGCUCUGGUGGUGACUCUUGGAUUUCUGGCUUUCUACAGUGUGCUAAUAACUGCGGUGUUUGUUAUCUGCUGGUGGAAAAACAAGAAGAACAGAAUCUUGACGAGUGACUACAUGAACAUGACGCCACGCCAUCCUCCUGGCCCAAAGAACAAACAUUACCAACCCUAUGCACCAACUCGGAUACACACGGAAUACCGCUCUUGGGAACCAUGACUAUCUGCUUACCAAGCUGCUAAUACUGCUGGUGUGCUUUUACUCUGUCACGUGCACUUGGAUGAGAAAGGACAGCCUGCCAUUAGUUUGUCAUAUCUGUUAUAUUUGAUGACAUCAUAGCAAGUACCGGUCAAACUUUAAACUGUGUAAAAGUAGGUUGUUUUCUAUGAUGGCUGAAAACUAGCUACAACUCAUGUUCAAGCUUGAUGGUGUGUAAGGGGGAAAGAUAACACUGGAUCCAGUACAGGGUAUAUUGUUCACUGUUGCAACUACCGAUCUU
Molecule: messenger RNA, 1060 nt
Organism: Mauremys mutica (yellowpond turtle)
Lineage: Eukaryota; Metazoa; Chordata; Testudines; Geoemydidae
Gene: CD28
Product: CD28 molecule
Exons: 4
Coding region: 106-780 (224 amino acids)
Biological process (GO): positive regulation of T cell proliferation; T cell costimulation; T cell activation
Cellular component (GO): external side of plasma membrane; membrane
Source: RefSeq, a predicted model, not a curated record